Messenger RNA from Fonsecaea multimorphosa CBS 102226, 2256 nucleotides. RefSeq lists its product as uncharacterized. The coding region runs from base 1 to 2256 and encodes 751 amino acids. The record is from RefSeq and is a predicted model, not a curated record. NCBI's taxonomy places the organism in Eukaryota, Fungi, Ascomycota, Eurotiomycetes, Chaetothyriales, Herpotrichiellaceae. The transcript has a single exon.
AUGGCUCGGUACAGCACACCGCGGUAUGAGGACAACGAGGAGGAACAGUUUCCAUUCGAGCAAGCUCCAAGCUCGGGGGGUUACACUGACUCCAAACGAGAGGAGCAUGAAGGGACGAAUGAGAUACCAAUCCGGACAAGUGACAGGGAGGAGCUGAUCCAGUGUAUUAAACGAGGACAGCGGACAACAUGGGUUCCCAAACCUGGGUUGGAGGCCAUAUGUGCCGAAGUUAAUAACGAUCAGGAUACCGCUUCGCCGUCUACCUUGCCCUCGCAAAGGUAUGAUGUGCCAUCCGACCAGACCACACUGUCUCGAGUGGGGAUGGAAGACAUAGUCACAAGACCCCUUCCGCUUACCACAGCCGAUGCUUUACGCCGCUCAAUGUCGUCCUUGCAUACGGGCGAUUUCCUUGGUGACUUUUGGGAAAGGACAGAGCGGAUUUCUCAGGCCCCUGCACCUUUUUCCACACCACCGGGGAGGCCAGAUCUUCGACCCGAUUAUGAUGAUCCUCCUCCAUUCUGGCAAGCGGAAAAUUCUCCAACAUUGAGCCUCAAGUCACAGCAGAGUUCUCCUUCAGAUAUACUCAGACGGUCGCGUGCCCCCUCUCUGGGAAGCAGCUUGUCUUCAAGUUUCGUCAUGAGAAUCCCUACAAGCCCCCUCGUUCACGCAACGAACAAUCCUACACUGGAUUUCUCGCCGAGGGAUCCUCAGAGGGCCGAAACGGGAACUUCAAUGAGGAGGAGAACAAUGCCUGCCAACGCCUUUGAGUCUUUGCAUAUUUCGCCCGUGGAUACUGUUACACCAAACUUCAGCCGCCCACUACCGUAUGUGCAAUCACAGCACCGCGAUGGCUCCUCGUUCCCGCAUGGACACCGACCACGUCGUUCGUUAAGCUCUUUCACAUAUCAAGCGGCAAUGGUCCCACAGGCCCCUCCCUGGCUGAGACAACGUCGACCAUCGUUGGCAGCCGAUGGUUCCCCACGGCACCGGGCAUCGAUGGUCGGCUCUUUCGAAGAGUCAAUUCUUCGAGGCAGGAUGUCUACUCCGUCGUCAAAGCCUCUUGACUUCGUGGCCCAAAUUGGAGUUAUGGGAAAAGGUAACUGCCCAGCAAGCCUGAAGUGCCCAGCCCACGUAAGCGUGCCGUUUGGUGCAGUCUUCUAUAAUUAUCCUUCGGCGAGUACGUCCAGAUCAAUCUCAGACGAUAAUCCCAGCCCCUACGUUGGCAAUAUCGACCUGGAACAUAAUUUGAAAACACCAGAAGAACCACGCCGCCGCACACGGCGAUCCCAAGCUAACCUUGAUCCCGAAGUAUUGGCGGCUGAAAUUACGAAGCCCGAGAAUACGACAAUUGGCAGGGCUUUGGCCAAGGAAGCACGAGAAAGAAAAGAAAAUACUUCAGCGUCAUCCAAAGUCCCUUCCGGUGGAGCAUACCGAGUACCGCAGAAAGGACAACUGCAACUCAUUAUCAAGAAUCCCAACAAAACCGCCGUCAAACUAUUCCUGGUCCCGUAUGAUCUGGAAGGUAUGCUUCCCGGCACAAAGACAUUUGUUCGACAGCGGAGUUACUCGUCUGGUCCGAUUCUCGAAGCUGCAACCCUGGAGAAACAAGCCGCCCUGGCUGCUCGAGAUCCUCUGAGUACAAAGGAUAUCCUUCGCUACCUCAUCCAUCUCAAAUUUUGCUGUACUGCAAAGGGUCGUUUCUAUCUCUACGACAGUAUUCGUGUGGUAUUUGCCAACCGCGUGCCAGAUGACAAGGAGAAGCUACGGAACGAAGUUCAACUGCCGGAGCCCAGAUUCUCUGCCUAUAAACCGGCAGUUGGACAGCAUUCGCAAAGCCUGAGUGUGGCAGAUGAGAAACUGCCUGUUCCAACACAGGCGCGAGAUGACCUUGAAUUCGAUAAGCUGGAUGAUGCCGUCCGUUCAAGCAGCACGGACGCCCCUUUCAUGCAACCAGGAAGCUCAUCCGCUACCUCAUUCAGCCCAUCGGCAACCUCGACGUUUGACCGUGAUGACUCGAACGGGGUAGGGCAAGCAGCGCUGGUGGAAGACCAGGGACCUGAACUUGAGCGCACUGUCUCUCCCACUCCUGGCUUCUUGCCUUCAACGUCGUCGCGAAGUUCGCCGGUGCCAUGGCCGGUCUCGAAUGGUUCUUCCAUAGCACAAGGCUUCGCUUCCACUCCAGUUGAGGCUGGAUAUGGCUUGCUCUCGCGCAAGUUCAAGGAAUUCAACGGGACAGCUGCGGGGCAAAGGGACUAG